AUGUCAAAAAACAACAUCCUGAAUAUGGCUUCAAGGAGAAAUUAGAAUCACUAAAACACAUGUGGCAUCAUCUUACAAAAGAUGAAAAAUUCAUUUAUGUUCAGAAAAGUAAACAAUUGAAAUUUUGAAUUGAUUAUAUUUAUAUAUUUAAUUUUAUGAGUACUCGCUAAGCAAAUUUUUAUAAAAAAGGCUAGGAAUAUGGUUUAAGAACACAUUAGAAAAGUGAAAUAAAUAUUGAUUGAAGGCAAACUAGAUAUGGAUGAUUCAUAAAUUAAACUCUCUAUCCUAAAAUAACCAGAAAAUUCAGAGAGGAUUGCUUAAAUCAAUAAUAAGAAUUAGAUAACAAUAACAUAUUUUCAAAGAAGACUAAAUUCUACUUAAUGCUAAGGGUAGUAGAUCUUUCUAAAAUUAGUAAAGCCUAAUAUAGAAAUAAGAGUCUGUAGAUAAUUAAUCUGAUAAAUAAUACAGUUCUACUUCAAAACUUAAACAUUUUGAAGAUUAUGUUCCCAUCAUCAAAUAUGAUCUCAAAGAAAAACAUUAAAAAAUUCUGUUUUUUUUAUAAAAUAAAAAUUUUGACUAUAAUUAAAAAGUGUAAAAAGAAGAAUAAGAUAAUACAGUAAAUCUAUUACUCUGAUAAUUCAAAAAAGUAUUUACAUAAUGGCUAGAUGGUUCAAUUUAUAAAGGAUAAUGGUAUAUGUUGUGUAAAUGGAAAAUUGAUUCAUGCAGAUGGUCAUGCUUAUGAGAGAGAAUGGCUUGAUCAAGAGGUUAAUUUUUAUAGCCAAAAGGGAAGAAAAAUGAAGCAACCUAGGUUGAAGGUAAAUAAUAAUGAUAUGGGGCAUAUCAUUUACUUUAUUAAGCACCUAAGUAUCGGUUAUUGA
This is a messenger RNA of Paramecium primaurelia, 878 nucleotides long. NCBI's taxonomy places the organism in Eukaryota, Ciliophora, Oligohymenophorea, Peniculida, Parameciidae. The record is from the annotation of a GenBank genome assembly.